AUGCGCAACAGCCCAGCCCUAGCUGGGGUCGGACCCUUACGCACUGCUUACAGGUUUGGAGGGGGUCUGUUAAGGGGAACGGACUGCUUCCGGCCAGAGGUCCCGGGCGGAGGAGGAAGCUGGGCCGUAGGCGGUGGGGCACAGCGCCGGGGCACUGCUGUGGGGUGUUCAGUUUUCCACACAUGUGGCAAAGCAAGCUUCAAGGAGGAACCAGACCUGUUAGUUGUGGCCAGCCCUCAUUCCCUGGAAAUGGCAAACAAGGGAAAUAAGAAGCAUCGGCAGUUCUCUCUGGAGGAGAAAAUGAAAGUUGUGGAAGCUGUAGACUCAGGAAAGAGGAAAGGUGACGUGGCAAAAGAAUUUGGUAUCACUCCCUCUACGUCUAUAUUUUUAAAGGAUCGCACCAAAUUUGAAGAAAAGGUGUGGGAGGCAUCCGUGGGACCCCAGCGGAAAAGGAUGAGGAACGCUCUUUAUGAUGACAUUGAUAAGGCUGUUUUUGCUUGGUUUCAAGAAAUCCAUGCCAAAAACAUUCUUAUGACUGGUUCUAUCAUUCAGAAAAAAGCACUAAACUUGGCCAACAGGCUUGGCUAUGACAAUUUUCAAGCAAGUGUACACUGGCUGAACAGAUUUAGAGACUGCCAUGGAAUUGCUUUGAAAGCAAGCUAUAGGGAAGAUAGUGACAGGUUAAUGAAUGGUCUAGGAAUAGAUAAGGUUAACGAGUGGUAUGCAGGGGAAAUGAUAAAACUGAUUGCUGACUGCAACCCAGAUGAUAUCUUUAAUGCUGAUGAGACAGGAGUGUUUUUCCAGUUGCUGCUCCAGCACACGCUUGCUGCUAACGGAGACCAUUGUAGAUGGGUCAAGAAAGCAAAGCAGCGGUUGACAGCACUCUUUUGUUGCAAUGCCUCAGGGACUGAAAAAAUGAGACCAUUGAUUGUUGGUAGGUCAGCCAGCCCACACUGCCUCAAGAACAUCCAUUCCCUCCCUUGUGAUUACCAAGCCAACCAGUGGGCUUGGAUGACAAGAGAUCUGUUUAAUGAGUGACUGAUGCAAGUGGAUGCCAGGAUGAAGAGGGCGGAAUGCCGGAUCUUCUUGCUCAUCGACAACUGUUCUGCUCAUAACAUGCUUCCACGCUUGGAAAGGAUUCAGGUUGGAUAUCUGCCCUCAAACUGUACUGCUGUCCUGCAGCCACUGAAUCUUGGCACAAUUCACACCAUGAAAGUUCUGUACGGAAGCCACCUUCUAAAACAGAUCCUCCUCAAGCUCCACAGCAGUGAGAGUCAAGAAAAGGUGGACAUCAAGCAGGCCAUCGACAUGAUUGCUGCAGCGUGGUCAGUCAAGCCAUCCACAGUGGUGAAAUGUUGGCAGAAGGCAGGCAUCAUCCCUGUGGAAUUUGCAGAAUAUGAUACAGAAUCAGCAGCCAGUGAACCAGACAUUGCCAUUGAGAAGUUGUGGCACACAGUGGCUAUUGCCACCUGUGUCCCAAAUGAAGUAAAUUUCCAGGACUUUGUUACUGCAGAUGAUGAUCUCAUUAUCUCUCAGGACCCAGAUAUCCAGGGCAUGGUGGCUGGUGAAAAUACCAGUGAAGCAGGAAGCGAAGAUGAAGGGGAGGUAUCUUUACCAGAGCAACCAAAAGUCACCAUCAUAGAAGCUAUAUCAAGUGUACAGAAACAGUUCCUUUCCUCUUGUGUAGGUGUUCCUGAUGCCAUUUUUGGACAAUUAAAUGGCACAGAUGUAUAUGUAAUGAAAAGAGUGACACAAACCCUUUUUGAUUACAAAAUUACAGAUUUCCUCCAAACAAAAUAAUGCAGGAAUUUAGAAGGUUUACAAGAAUAAAGUUUUCUUUAUAGGCUGUUGAACCACUUUAAAGCAAUAUUAUUAUGACAA
This is a messenger RNA of Callithrix jacchus (white-tufted-ear marmoset), 1881 nucleotides long. Lineage: Eukaryota; Metazoa; Chordata; Mammalia; Primates; Cebidae. The record is from RefSeq and is a predicted model, not a curated record.